This is a messenger RNA of Lobosporangium transversale, 966 nucleotides long. RefSeq lists its product as hypothetical. Bases 96 to 683 code for a protein of 195 amino acids. The transcript has a single exon. Lineage: Eukaryota; Fungi; Mortierellomycota; Mortierellomycetes; Mortierellales; Mortierellaceae. The record is from RefSeq and is a predicted model, not a curated record.
GACUGUAUCUGUUCAGUAAGGGGGUUCCACGGUAAGUCAUUACACUUUUAGCGUGCGCAGGAUUGUCGGUCUUCCAUCAGUCCCUCAUCAGAGGCAUGGAGCCAACAUCAGAAGACGCCCUUAGGUAUGUCCAGGCCAAGACAAAGGAUGGUCCCUUUCUAAUUGUCUACGACAAUAUAAAUAUGGCUCACCACAAGCACAACCAAAGGCUCGACAACCGGGACUCGUUUGAGAGCGGGACUGCAGCAACACUCAUUGCCACAGGCGUAGCUGCAGAAGGAGAGGGACGCACUGAACCUGCUCACUGUCUCCAGUUUGAACAUUUAAUGCCUACGCUAGCAAACGAAAAGCACCUUCGAAAGACAAUGCGGUCCCACCUAGUCAGUGUUCUGCAGAGAAGCUUUAAGAGCUAUAAAGAGGUGUCGAUACCUGUUCCAUCGAAGUUGCUACUUCCAGUCAAAAAAACGGAGGUUUUUCCAUUGCCAUCAAUGCACAUCAACCAGGCCACGAUUGACGGAAACAAGGAUGUCCUAGAAACUGUUAUGGGACACACCCUUAAUAUACCCAGCGAGUGGUUUGACGGAAAGAGGAUAUUAAUUGCUGGCGACCAGCUUACAGCUUACAGUGAGCAGGAUUCGUUCAUUAAAAAGGCAGCGUUGCGACGACGUUUCAACCUACCAUAGGUUGGAGUGGGCGGUCCCUAUCAUACAGCUUUUUCAUCUGCAAAUGGUACUUUCUUCAACAAUCUUACGUACCCACUAUGGUGACAUAGGAAUCCCUGGAUCAUUAGCAUACUAUGCAGCAAAGCUAAGGCGAAAGCGUGUCGCUCUUGAUCGGUUUGAUUUUCAUGCAGUAAAUGAGCUUCUCCUUCACACAUUCGGUGCAAUGGCAAUUCGCGUAUGGGAGCUUGUCCAGGAAUGUGAAGACUUAGAUGAGGGCUCUAUGUUUCUUCUUGUAGAUGUGCUG